AUGCACGCUCUGCUACCGCUCACCGUCCUGCUGAGCAGCCUCGCCACCAGGGCUGCUGCUGCUACCUCCUUCAUCACCCCUGGAGGUUCUGGUACUUCGGGAUGGAAGAACAACCCUUCGUACGAUGUCGACGAGAGCAUGAAUGUAGAGUGGCAAACAGACCUCGACGAGACGAACCUUCUUCUCUGGCAGGAUUACCCUUCUGCUGGCGGUGGCACCCAGUUCUUUAUGAGUCUGAAAGAAAACUCAACAUCGACCAGCUUCAUAUGGCAAGUCGGCUUCAACGGCUUCUCUACUGAAGUAAAAGACGGCGAAGAUGCCGUCUUCCACUUCUCCCUCUUCAAGUCCGGCACCAACGACAUCUACGCCAACAGCCAAGCCUUCAACGUCACAGUUCCUAAAGAUGCAACAACGAGCGCAGCCUCUUCCACCGUAGAGCCUAGCCCUACGCCUACCCGCGACGCCACCGAAACCACAACGGACGCCGCCGCCGAGUCCAUAACAGAAUCUGCUUCUGGCUCGGAGGACAAGGGUCUUUCUACCGGAGCUGUCGCCGGUAUCGCCGUCGGCGCCACGCUUGGAGGUGUUGCUGUCCUCGCUGGCGUCGGCUUCCUUCUCUGGAAACACCUUCGCAAGGGUUCUGGUGCUGGGGCUGGAGGAUAUGCGCCUCCCAGCGACAUGUCUACUGGACCUCAACAUCAGCCCGCGCAGGAAUACUACAAGGCUCCUGAUCAGCAGGCGCCAGCUGAGAUGGCUGGCCAGCCAUGGAUGCAUCCCCCUCAGCAAGGUUACAACCAAGGACCUGGUGGUCUCCAUGAGGCGCCUUGA
This is a messenger RNA of Fusarium graminearum PH-1, 828 nucleotides long. RefSeq lists its product as uncharacterized. Bases 1 to 828 code for a protein of 275 amino acids. The transcript has 2 exons. NCBI's taxonomy places the organism in Eukaryota, Fungi, Ascomycota, Sordariomycetes, Hypocreales, Nectriaceae. The record is from RefSeq and is a predicted model, not a curated record.